AUGUCGUCCUCGAAUGCCUCCCGCAAGGCAAAUGCCCUGAUUGCGAUCAAUGCGAACAACGAGACCACCAGGAAGAUGAAACCCCCCGUCACAGGGAAAAAGGUCACCAUCCGCCGCCUCCCGCCGGCGUUGACCUCCGACGAGUUCUGGACCAUCCUGGGAGACGAAUGGAGGGAAGGGAACGGCAAAGUCGAUUGGGUGUCAUACGAACCCGGCAAGGUGUCUACCAAACCCUCGCGUCCGUCACAGCCAGCAAGAUGUUACCUCCGUGUAAUGAAAAUCGAGGACAUACCGAGCUUGUCCGAUGCUAUCCAAAGAGCAACUUGGGAGGAUGCCAAGCGGUCCUUCACCGAUCCUGCUCUCGUCGGUCCUCCCGUCAUCGAAAAUUCCAUCUACCAGAAAGUCCCCACGGGCAAGCGCCGAACGGACCCUAGACAAGGUACAAUCGAUCAAGAUCCCGACUUCAUGGCCUACCUCGACUCCCUCACCCAUCCGCCAUCGUCCUCGAAGGAUCCCGAAGCCGACCAGUCAGGCGUUGACGAGCCAACUAAGGAGAAUGCUAAGGUCACUUCCACUCCGCUGGUCGAGUACAUUAAAGAGCGAAAGGCAGCCAAGGCCAAGGAAGCUGCUAGUGCUAAAAGCGCCAAGCAAUCCCGUCAAGAGUCUCAGGGCGUCAAGAUCAAGACCAGUGAGGAGCCCAAGAAGAGAGGCAAAGAUUCCAAGUCGGAAAAGGUUGAUAAGACGGCCGAAAAAGAGAAAGAGAAGGAGAAGGAGAAGCCCAAGGAACCUGUCAAGCUCUUGACCAAGAAGGCCGCUGCUCAGGAGGCAGCAGAAGCGGCCAAAGCUAUUGCGGGCCAGAUUGCUACGGGCAAGGCGGCCGAAGAAGCUGUGUCAAGCGCUGUACCAAAGAGCCGCCGUGCGGGCAUUGCUGCCGCUGCGAAGAUUUUGCAACGGGACCUGGGUCUGUCUCCCGGUAGUGCCCAUAGACGAGCACGCCAGGACGCAGCAAAGGCAGAGAAAGCAGAGGUGGUACCGAGCAAGGCAGAGGCUAGUGCGCCAUCCGAGAAAGCGACCAAGGAGACCAAGGAGACCAAGGACGCAGAAACUCCCAAGACUGCACCAACAGGUCCGAAGGCGCAGCCUGCCGAAAGUUCUCGCAGAUCGCGCGGUAAGAAAGCGACGGCCGCACCAGCCACCGAUUCUACCAAAAGCAGAGAGAACGAUCCUCCUGCCAAACCGACCACAGGGCCUAUCAUUUUGCUAAAAAAGGAAGCCAGUAAGACUGCGGAAACUAAGUCGAACGGAGCUGCUUCAACAGCCACCGUACCGGUCGCAUCUUCAACAUCUACAUCUACGCCCAUGCCCACGCCGCCCACGGGGCCGAAGGCUGCUGCUAAGGUUCAGCCAGCUUCAGCGAAAGCAGGCGGGCAAACUCAAGCCAAGAAGUCAGCUGCUCAACCCUCGCAAGGGGCGACUCGUGCUUUCGUGAAGCAUGCCAACCCAUCACAAGGCGUCACUGAGCCUCUUCUCAAGCAAGCCAUGGAGAUCUUCGGAACCGUCACCUUUGUUGAGAUCGACAAACGCAAGGGUUUCGCUUACAUGGACUUUGGCGACUACCAGGGCCUGUGCAAAGCCAUUGCUGCUUCGCCGGUCUCUGUAGGGCAAGGCACCGUACAGGUUCUUGAGCGGAAGGAAAAAAAGCCUACGACUCCCGCGACUUCCGUUCCAGCGAUUUCCGCAGCUGCAGUUAAUGAUACUCAUACGUCGGCUUCCACCCCUACUCCUACUCCAUCUGACAGGCCGAGGCGAGGCGGGCGUGGCCGAGGCCGCAGAGGUGGCAACGCCGCCGCAAGUGAAGCCAACGAGGGUGGAUCGACCCCAGCAUCAGGUGCUGGAUAA
Molecule: messenger RNA, 1899 nt
Organism: Pseudomassariella vexata
Lineage: Eukaryota; Fungi; Ascomycota; Sordariomycetes; Amphisphaeriales; Pseudomassariaceae
Product: Smg-4/UPF3 family-domain-containing protein
Exons: 2
Coding region: 1-1899 (632 amino acids)
Biological process (GO): nuclear-transcribed mRNA catabolic process, nonsense-mediated decay; positive regulation of translation
Cellular component (GO): cytoplasm; nucleolus
Molecular function (GO): mRNA binding
Source: RefSeq, a predicted model, not a curated record